AUGGAUACCAAUAAUGAACAGAAUGAAUCAUUUGAUGUAAUCAAUGAUAGUGCAAAUAAUUCAAAAAAUGAAUCAAACAAAAAGAACGAUACAGAUGCUGAGGAAAGUUAUCUGAAUGAAAGUUUAAGAGGCAUUCAGUUAGAUACAUGUUUACAACCAGCAGAUAUUGGCCAAGAGGUUUUAGAUUGUUACUUUGAUGAAGAAUUUGACGUUGCACCAGCGGAAGGAAACAACCCCAUACGUGUAUUAAAAGAGGAAGGCAUUGAAUCAAAGACUUUCCCCUGUCAUUAUCCAUCCGGUAAAAAUACAUUGACUGAUCAAAGAGAUAUUAAGUUAUCUUCUUCGAGAUAUUUCAAUUUGAGAUUGUUGAGUGUUGAAAAUCGUUUUGCAAGAGAUACGUCGUAUAUAUUUUUUUGUCAGUAUCUAUCAGAAUUGGAGAAGGUUAUGUCUAAUGUACAGAUAUCUUUACGGAAAGACUUUUCUAAAUCAGGAACAGGAAAACAGGUAACAUCUGAUAUGAUUUGUAGAGGUGACGGUUUGAAACAGCUAUUUAAAAGUGACGAAGGUAUAAAAUUUCUAAAGCCGGUAAGAGGGACCCCUCCUUUCUGGCAGAAGACGCAGAAAGAUGUUUUAGCGAUGAUAAGACAAAUAGGAAUACCUGCUUUUUUCUGUUCAUUUUCUUCGGCUGAUUUAAGAUGGUCAGAAAUAGUUGAAUCGAUAAUGAUGCAGCAAGGAAUUGCUGUCAAUGCAAAAGAAUUAAGUUGGGAUGAAAAAUGUAAGAUACUCCGAAGUAAUCCUGUAACAGCGGCCAGAAUGUUCGAUCAUAGAUUUCAUCUCUUUUUAAAAACAGUUAUUAUGUCAGAUGCCCAUCCUAUUGGAAAAGUGAAAGACUAUUUCUAUCGGGUUGAGUUUCAGCAAAGGGGUUCUCCUCAUACACAUUGUUUAUUUUGGAUCGAAGAUGCACCUAAAUUUGAAGUGGAUGAAGAUCAACAAGUUAUCGAUUUUGUAGAUAAAUAUAUUACUUGUUCAAUGCCGUCUCCUGAUGAGGAUCCAGAACUUCAUAAAAUUGUGAAUGCUGUACAACAGCAUAGUAAAAAUCAUUCAAAAAGUUGCAAGAAGAAAGGUACGAAUUGUAGAUUCAAUUUUCCAAGACCUCCUUCAGUGCAUUCGUUCAUAUCUCGACCUGUCACUGAAAAAGACUUGACCGAGUCCGACAUUAAAAUUAGCAAAGACAAAUUGGAAACUGUAUGGAAAGAAAUAAAGGAUUCAGAAUUAGAUGAUAUUUCUACAGACAAACUAUUUGAAAAAGCAGGGAUAUCACAAGAGGAAUUUGUAAAAUGCUUUCAAUAUGUAACUUCCAGAAACACUAUUGUAUUAAAAAGAAAGAAGACGGAAUGUUUUACAAAUCAAUAUAAUGCACAUUUACUUAGAGCGUGGGAUGCCAAUAUGGAUAUUCAGUUUGUUUUAGAUGUGUUUUCAUGCGUUGUGUACAUUAUCAGUUAUAUAAGCAAAUCUGAAAGGGAAUUAGGAAUGUUACUUCAACAAACAAAAUGUGAAGCAGCUGACGGAAAUUUAAGUGCACAACAAACCAUGAAAAAAGUUGGAUCUGCCUAUCUUCACCAUAGAGAGAUCAGUGCACAAGAAGCAGUGUUUCGUGUAACUGGGUUGAGAAUGAAGGAAUGUUCUCGAAAAGUUGAAUUUAUCCCCGUGGGUGAAAAUCCUUAUUUCUGUUCAAAGUUUAAUGUUUUAACUGAAUCGCAAGUUCCUAAAAAGAUAAAUAAAGACACAACUUUUAAAUUGAAAAAAGAAUUGGGUUAUAUUAGGAAAUUAACAAGAACAUCUCCAGGUAUUAUCAGAUAUCCUCGCUUUUCAGUCGACAAGGUGCCAGAAAAAUACUAUCAAAGUAUUUUACAAUUGUUUUUACCCUUUAGAAGUGACGACCAAUUGAAACCGUCAAUGUUUGAACAUUAUGAAGAAUUUUACAAGCGUGGGCAUGUAAAAUUCUCUAAUAGUAAAAGUUUGUCAGCUGUGAAAGUUAUUGUAGAUCAUAAUAUGUCUUCAUAUGUGAAAACAUCAAGUUCUAUAGACAAAGCCAUUGAAAAGUUAGAGGAAAAUGGAUCACAUGAAGAUGCAUGGUCUCAAUUAUGUUCCGAAUCAGAAAGUGAAAGGGUUAUGUGUGGUAUUGAAGGAUCUGCAAACGGAAAUGACAGUCCUGAUGAUGAAAUAAUUGAAAACAAUCUUCCAGAUUUAAACCGUGAAGUUGAGAAAGAGUUCAGCUUACCGAUUAGGUCUACGGUGUUUACUAAUAAGGAGAUUAUACCGAUGUUAAGAAGUAUGAAUGAAAAUCAAAAACACAUCUUCUUUGACAUUAGACAUUGGUGUCUUCAAAAGGCAAAUGGAAAACAUGUUGAUCCAUUUUACGUUUUCAUUACUGGUGGCGCGGGAACAGGCAAGAGUCAGUUAAUCAAGUGUCUGUAUUUUGAGAUAUCCAGAAUUCUUGCUCCAAUCUUGUGCAACCCAGAUGACGUUAGUGUACUUCUGACAGCACCUACAGGUACCGCCGCAUUUAAUAUUAAUGGAAUGACUAUUCAUAGUUGUCUGUCAAUAUUCAAGUCAUUAUCCAAGGAUCAUGCUACACUAAGUGAGGACAAAUUAAACACAUUACGAACUAAAUUGGACAACCUACAAGUACUUAUCAUCGAUGAGAUAUCUAUGGUUAAUAAACGUCUUUUGUAUUUUGUUCAUGAAAGAUUAAGACAAAUCAAGAAAAAACCUGAAAGUUGUUUGUUUGGAGGUGUUUCUAUUAUAGCAGUUGGUGAUUUCCACCAGUUACCCCCUGUAAAAUCCAAAAAAAGUGAUAAACUCUAUGUAAACGAUCCUUCUAAUCCUUUGAAUUACCUGUGGAAUGAAUUGUUUAAGGUAGCUGUACUGGAUGAAAUAAUGCGACAAAAAGACGAUAAAACAUUUGCAGAAAUGUUGAAUAGACUGAGAAUAAAGAAGAAACAUGAGAUGAUUGAACCUGAUGAUAUCUUAUUGUUAAAACAUUGCAUGACAGAAGCACCAGAUCGCAUUUUACACAUUUUUGCAACAAAUGCUGAAGUUCAACAGUUUAAUAAUAGUAUGAUCAUGAAAUAUUUUUCUGACCCUAUAUUGGUUGAGGCCGAAGAUUACGAAAAGGAUAAGACUACUGGAACAUUGAAAAGAAAGUCUUCAUUUUACAGUAGCAGUGAUAUUCAACUACCAUCAUCCAUUCUUUUAGCGGUCGGUGCCCGUAUAAUGUUAAUCAGAAAUCAAGAUACUAAAGAUGGUUUAGUGAAUGGAGUGAUGGGAACAGUACAUAAAAUUAUUACUGCUGUCAAUCUUCCAGAAAUAAUAUAUAUUCAGUUUGAUGAUGACAAUGUAGGUAAAAGUGCGAAAGAACAAAAAUUUAUCAAUGGAAAUAGAUGUGUAGGUUUAGGUCGGUGUUCAGAAGAUUUGUCAUUUCAGAGUGGUGUAAGAAAACAAUAUCCGUUAAAGUUAGCAUUUGCAUGUACAGCUCAUAAAGUCCAAGGACUUACUGUGUCUGAAGUAGCAGUUGAUUUGAGUAAAUGUUUUACAUAUGGACAAAGCUAUGUAGCCCUUAGUAGAGUAACAUCAAAUAAAGGUUUAUUUAUAUCUGAAAUGAACAAUGAAUCUUUAAGUGCGAAAAUAUAUGCAGACCCUGAUAUUGAAGCUGGUUUAGCAUCAAUGCAAUUAUUUUCAAUGAGAACUGCAUCUGCGUCUGUUGCUAAUAUUUUGAAAGAUCAUCAAAUGAGAAUUGUUUAUCAUAAUAUCCAAGGGUUGUUGUCUCAUAUUGGUGAUUUGAAAGUAAACAAUGAUAUGGUAAGAGCUGACUUUAUAUGUUUGACUGAAACAUGGUUGACAUCAAAUGAUCAGUAUGUUAAUCUGAAUAAUUAUGACUUUCGUCAUGUAUGCAGAAGUGAAGCUUUCAAUGACGACAAUGAAAUGUUUCGAACAAUAAAACAUAUGAAAAAUGGAGGAGUAGGAUAUUUUUGUAAAAAUCGUAUUAAUUAUCAGCAUAUUGAUUUGCACAUAAAAAAUAUUGAGUGUAUUGGUUUUAGAAUAAUAGAAAUAAACACGCUUAUUGUAACAGUUUAUAGAACACAAAAGUAUGAUGUUGAGACUUUUAUAAAACAGUUUAGAUUAGUUUUAAAUGAAAUUAGUCGUAUUUCACACAAAUCAGUAAUUGUUGGUGAUUUCAACCAGAAUAUCAUGAAAGACGAAAGAUCUAUUGAAAAUUUUAUGAAAUCUCAAGGGUAUGUACAGGUUAUUACGGAACCAACAACAGAAAAAGGAACAUUAAUUGAUCAUGUAUAUUUGAAAGGAAUUAAUCCAUGCUGUGUAAGGGUUAUACCAACAUUUUACAGUUAUCAUGAAGCAAUUGAAAUUAUAACUGGAAAUGUGUAA
Molecule: messenger RNA, 4446 nt
Organism: Mytilus trossulus (common blue mussel)
Lineage: Eukaryota; Metazoa; Mollusca; Bivalvia; Mytilida; Mytilidae
Exons: 2
Coding region: 1-4446 (1481 amino acids)
Biological process (GO): telomere maintenance; DNA repair
Molecular function (GO): DNA helicase activity; ATP hydrolysis activity
Source: RefSeq, a predicted model, not a curated record